CUAUAAAAUGCGUCAUUUUUCUUUUUUUGGAUAAUGAAAUCUCAUUGGCGUAGAACUUCCUCUGUCAUUUCCAAGAAUUUUGUUAAAAAUGAAUGGCUUCUCCUCCUCUCCUCUAGCUCACGCAAGCAGAAGAUUAGAAAGGAAAGUAGCUAUUGUAACUGGAGGAGCUAGUGGAUUUGGAGAAAGUACAGUGAGACUUUUCUUACAAAAUGGUGCAAAAGUUGUAAUAGCAGAUGUUCAAGAUGAAAUUGGACAAUCCCUUUGCAACAAUCUCCUCAAUUGUAACGAUAACAACGAUGUUACAUACAUACAUUGUGAUGUAACAAAAGCCUCCCACGUUGAAAACCUCGUUGACACGACAAUUUCCAAGUAUGGCAAACUCGACAUCAUGUUCAACAACGCAGGAAUUCCGGGGAAUCUCGAUUUUAGCAUAAUCGAUGCGGAUAACGAGAAUUUCAAAAAGGUAUUCGAUGUUAACGUGUACGGAUCUUUUCUCGGGGCAAAAUAUGCUGCACGGGUAAUGAUUCCGGCUAAGAAAGGUGUCAUUCUUUUUACAUCUAGCUCGGCCUCUGUUUCUUCGGGCGAAUCGCCACAUUCGUACACCGUCUCGAAACACGCAGUUGUCGGACUAAUGAAGAAUUUGUGUGCUGAAUUAGGACAACAUGGGAUCAGAGUGAACUGUGUUUCACCGUGUGCGGUGGCGACGCCGAUGUUAGUGAAGGCAAUGGGAGUCGAUAAGAGCGUCGUGGACGGAAUAAUUUGCUCGUCGGCGAAUUUAAAAGGGGUGGUGCCGACGGCGGAGGAUGUGGCGGAGGCGGCGUUGUAUUUGGCGAGUGAUGAAUCUAAGUUUGUGAGUGGAGUUAAUCUUGUGAUUGAUGGAGGUUAUAAUACUACUAAUAUGGCUUAUAUUAAAGCAAUCCAAAAUGCAUUAUCUUCGGUGUAACUUUUUUAUUUUAUGGUCAUAAUAUUCAGUAUUCAUUAUGAGGUUUGAUUAUAUUAAUUCAGAACUGCAUGUCAUAAGACGUGCGCAUUGAAGGCGAAGCCCUUUCAUCAAGUAUUUUUUCUAUUCUCAAAAUGUCUUUGUGGAGAAGAAGAUUGUUAUGAUUUAUGAUUAUUGAAUGACAUUUGUAUGAAAUAUUUGAAGAAAUAAAGUUUUGUAUCAAUUUAUUUGGCUGA
Messenger RNA from Solanum dulcamara, 1176 nucleotides. RefSeq names its product short chain aldehyde dehydrogenase 1-like. Bases 89 to 943 code for a protein of 284 amino acids. Lineage: Eukaryota; Viridiplantae; Streptophyta; Magnoliopsida; Solanales; Solanaceae. The transcript is spliced from 3 exons. The record is from RefSeq and is a predicted model, not a curated record.